Messenger RNA from Cynocephalus volans (Philippine flying lemur), 3783 nucleotides. RefSeq names its product golgin subfamily A member 6-like protein 2. The record is from RefSeq and is a predicted model, not a curated record. NCBI's taxonomy places the organism in Eukaryota, Metazoa, Chordata, Mammalia, Dermoptera, Cynocephalidae. Bases 5 to 1792 code for a protein of 595 amino acids. The transcript is spliced from 4 exons.
CGCGAUGUCUGUGGAGAAGAGAAUUCCGUUAAGGUUUCCGCACUUGGGCGUGAGGGAGAGGCAGGGUAAACAGCUUAGGGGAACGAGGGACCGCCACAAGCCCCGCGGCCAGGGCGCCCCAGGUCAGGCCGGGGUCUGCGGGCGGCCGCCGCAGGAGCUGUUCUAUAAAGGGCCGCAGAUGCUGCGAGAGAAAACUUGGGUGCCCUGGAACGGACUCAUCGUGAUCGGGAAGAGAGUACAGCUCCUGGGUAGAAACACGCAAAAGCCUAGGAUGUGGGACCCGAAGCUUGGGUCUGAGAACUGGAGACUGGUAGAUGUGGGAAAGGCGGUCUCGAAAGAGAAUUCAGGCCCGAGUCUGGACAGGAUGGAUGCGAAGCUACCGCACAGUGUAGCAAGUGCAUUACAGGCCUCCGCAGGUUUGGGGGAAGAAAGUCCGAGGAAGGUUUGGGGAAAGCGAGAGGUCAAACCCAAAACAGGGGCUGAAUCUAAGAGUGCAGGGAUGACAGCGGAGUCUAGGAAGGGGUCUGCGUUUGAAGAGAGGCUGAGUUCUACUGGGGAGAAGGUGGGGACCAGUGGAGAGAACUUGAGGUCCAGAGGAAAUAAACUGGGUCAGAGUGAGAAGCAGCUGAGGUGGAGUGGAGAGGAUCUGAGGUCUAGUGGAGAGAAGCUGGUGUCCAGGGGAGAGAGGCGAGAGUCCAGUGGAGAGAAGGUGGUGUCCAGGGGAGAGAGGCGAGAGUCCAGUGGAGAGAAGCUAGUGUCCAGGGGAGACAGGCGAGGGUCCAGUGGAGAGAGGCUGGUGUCCAGGGGAGAGAGGCGAGGGUCUCGUGGAGAGAAGCUGGUGUCCAGGGGAGAGAGGCGAGGGUCCCGUGGAGAGAAGCUGGUGUCCAGGGGAGAGAGGCGAGAGUCCAGUGGAGAGAAGGUGGUGUCCAGGGGAGAGAGGCGAGAGUCCAGUGGAGAGAAGCUAGUGUCCAGGGGAGACAGGCGAGGGUCCAGUGGAGAGAGGCUGGUGUCCAGGGGAGAGAGGCGAGGGUCUCGUGGAGAGAAGCUGGUGUCCAGGGGAGAGAGGCGAGAGUCCAGUGGAGAGAAGCUGGUGUCCAGGGGAGAGAGGCGAGAGUCCAGUGGAGAGAAGCUGGUGUCCAGGGGAGAGAGGCGAGGGUCCCGUGGAGAGAAGCUGGUGUCCAGGGGAGAGAGGCGAGGGUCCCGUGGAGAGAAGCUGGUGUCCAGGGGAGAGAGGCGAGGGUCCCGUGGAGAGAAGCUGGUGUCCAGGGGAGAGAGGCAAGAGUCCAGUGGAGAGAAGCUGGGGUCCAGUGGAGAGAAGCUGGGGUCCAGUGGAGAGAAGCUGGGAUCCAGAGGAGAGAGGCGAGAGUCCAGUGGAGAGAAGCUGAGACCCGAUGGAGAGGAGCUGUUAUCCAGUGGAGAGAAGCUGGGGACUAGUGGGGAGGAUUUGAGAUCCAUUGCAGAUACACUGUGGUCAAGUGCAGAGAAGCUGGAAUCUAGUGGGGAGAAUCUGGGGGCCAGUGGAGAGAAGUUGGAGGGUUCAAGAACAAGGAACGUAAAUGAAGAGAAAAUUGAAAGAGUAGUAGAAGUUACUGGUGAUGAAAGAGUGAUGGAAUUUACUGAUGAUGAGAUGGAAAUUUCUUCUGAAAGGCGAGAAGGGAGUGAUGAAGAACCAGAAGGGACUGAGGAGGAGGUGGAAGUUGAGGGAGGCAUUUCGCGUGAAGUGGGAGAUGUUACUGAUGAAUCUGUUUCUAUAGAAGAGAAAAAUAUUAUAGGUGAAGUUACCAGUGAAUGAGGCAGAUGAAGGAUUGAAGGUGAAGAAAGAAAGAGACACAGAUAGGGGAAGUAUUGAAAGUCAAAGAGGAGAAAUGAGAGCCAAACAGAUCCUGAAGGGGUAAAGAUGAGAGAGGAAAGGAGAAUGUCUGAGCAUAAAAGAAGAGAGAGUGGGAAUGAAGAAGAGCUACUGGGGAAGAGGCAGAGGCCAGUACCAAAGGAAGCGAAGAAGCACGGUAAAGAGGGAAAUGGGAGCACUUGAUAAGGUGUGGAUAGGUAGAGGAAAGCUGGAUAUUGGUUUCUUGGAGAAGAGCUGUGACUGAGGAGUUUGCAGGGAAAUGUCUGAGAAAUGGGCUUCAGAUGGGCUAGAAGGCUUUAGUCUAUCACAUGAUUGGAUGUACAAGGUGUAGGAGAAAGCAUAGUAAGGACUAGGGAGAAUUACGUAGGAUAAAAGAGUAGAUAUUGAGGGUUGUGGAAGAAAUUGUGCAGGCUGAAGUGAGCACAAUUUCUGAAAGAGGCUCCUAAAGAAUGCGGAGCUUCAAAGUGACAAAGGCAAGAGGAGAGGAGAUAAGAAGAUAAAGAAGUAAAGAAAAAAAUCUCUGCCUUCCCAAGAUCGUCACUGCUAGCCUUCUCUGGUGACUCUCAGAGAGCCAAGGAAUUUUUGUUUCUCUUAUAAGAGGCCUGCACGGGCACGAGGUGAAGAUUGGACUGUUUUCUGAUGGGCGAAAGUCUCUCUAAUUGUACUGCACAGCAUACAAAUUAUGAACCACAUAAUCAGAUUUGCCUGGAUUAUAUUUUCUCCUGGGAUAUUAGAUACAUUCCACUGAGUCCAUAGAAGAGAAGGUGAAGAUCAAGACACCAUGACAAAUGCUAGCUACCUGGUAGAGACCCGCAGGAAACUCUGCUCUUCUGCCUGUCAGUACUGGAUGGUGUGAGCUAGGCUCCCAACCGCUGGACCUGGGCCACACUGCCUCCGCCUGGAGCAGCAGAGGAGCGGCAACAGCAGGCGAGGGGACUGGCUUGCACUCAAGAUGAGCUGUCACCGUCGGCUCCACUAGCGGAGGCUCAUGGACUCUCCCCUCACCAAAGUGAAGACGGCAAACUCUCCCCGGUGCCCUUGAGAUUAGAUCCCCCCACCCAAUAUCUGGACAAUUCUGCAAAGCGAGUGACCUGCACAUCUCCCUCACCUGGACAGCAGCAGCCCUGGCACGGACCACCCAGAAGCCCUCCCCUGCACCUGAUGGGACAGCCCCUGGGGUGCAGGUCUCCCCUGCCACUCCCACUGUGGCCACCAGAACUGAGAUGGGAAAAUCACUAGGACCCAAGGAAGUCAAUGAUUUGAACAAACGGAAUUUCUUUGUCCUUUGUAAAAGUCAACACAUGAUCUGUUACUGAUUGGGAUGUGAAAUAAAACUAAAAAUAACAGCACUGAGUCUGGCUCAAGGCUCAGCUCACCUUUAACACAGUCCAAGUUCAGUUUAUCAGAUCCCAAGGAGCAGCUAUGCAGCAAGUCAAACACAGGUGAGGGAGGAGGCAGCAGCGAGGCAGGGGGCUCUGCCAGCCACCGAGCCCUUCCGGAGGUGGAGACCAGUCAGCUCGCCAGGAAGUCGGCGAAGCAAGAAACUGCACAUGGAAUUCUGAGCCCACACCCUAAUCCACCUCAGGUGAGGAUGCUGCUCACGUCCUUUUUGCCUCAGUUUCCCCACUGGGGUCAUCAGGGACUUCUGGCACAUUCCCUUGUUUUAAGGAGAUGGUAGAAGAGGCCCAGCUGCUCAAGAUAAGGUUAGGCUGUGAAACAUCCCGCCAGCGCCACAGGCCAUUGGAUCUCGGCAGUUCAGGCACAAAGACCUCACCAUUACACCCACUGUCUCCAACAGUGUAUUCUGGAGGGAAACAGGCAAGAGUCCUCACAGGGCCCCUCACCGCCAGAACUUCCCCACUUUCCUACAAGGCCUGGGGCGGUGCCCGGGAGCCUGCAGAUCAAGGGUCAAAGUCAGUUGGUUAAUUACACCU